AGGAGGUGCAGUGGGCAUCCAAAAUAGUGCAGAGGGUGCAGGACUUCUUCAGGGAGCGGGACAAGGACCAGGCAGGGUUUGUCACCCGCUCAGAUAUGCAGAAAUUGCAGGAGGGAGAUUUCCCCUGCAGCACGGAGGAGCUGGAGCUGGUCUUUGAUGGGCUGGAUGCUGCUGGCACCGGGCAGUUAAGCACCGAGGAGUUCACUGCCGGGCUGUGGCAGUUCCUGAGCUCCCAAAAAGCUGCCAGGGAGCACCGCCGGCGGAAAACGGCAUCCCGGAGGGUGCGCUUGGUCGUCCCCAGCCCAGUGUUGGAGGGGGUGGACAGUGAGGAGCAGAGACACUUUGCUGCCUUCAUGGACCAGCUGGGCACGGACAACGUCUCUGAAGAACAGGAGAUCUGGCAGCUCUGGGUGAGGCUCCGGAAGGACGAACCCCAGCUCCUGGGCAACCUGGAGGACUUUCUGGCCAAGAUGAGGCACCGCAUUCAAGAAGCCCGGAGCAAGAAGGAGGCUUUGGAGGUAGCCCUGAACAAGUGA
Messenger RNA from Egretta garzetta (little egret), 536 nucleotides. Its product is annotated as ras-related protein Rab-44-like. The transcript has 4 exons. Lineage: Eukaryota; Metazoa; Chordata; Aves; Pelecaniformes; Ardeidae. The record is from RefSeq and is a predicted model, not a curated record. The coding region runs from base 96 to 536 and encodes 146 amino acids.